Daphnia pulex (common water flea) is the source of this 1458-nucleotide messenger RNA. RefSeq names its product ribokinase-like. The record is from RefSeq and is a predicted model, not a curated record. Bases 181 to 1128 code for a protein of 315 amino acids. Gene Ontology annotation, biological process: D-ribose metabolic process. The transcript is spliced from 6 exons. Gene Ontology annotation, molecular function: ribokinase activity. Lineage: Eukaryota; Metazoa; Arthropoda; Branchiopoda; Diplostraca; Daphniidae.
GAGACUUUUUUGAGGGAAGAACGGGGAGAAGAGGGAGAAUGGGACGAAUGGGGGAGAAGAGGAAACGUGGGUCCCCUUUUUUUUUCGUACGCCCUCCUCCCUCCCACUCGUCCCAUUAAAGGUCCCAGGUAAAGUGAAGCUGAAAAGUGCGACAAACUAAUUUUAGACCUUUCAAAAGAAAUGGAAAAACAUUCAACCCAGGUUGUUGUUGUGGGCUCCUUCAUGUCUGAUGUUGUCACGUAUGUAAACCGUUUGCCAAAUGGAGGAGAAACAAUUAUUGGAAGCCAACUAGUUUUGUGCUGUGGUGGUAAAGGAGCAAAUCAGUGUGUCACUGCUGCUCGUUUAGGUGCUAAAACAUCUAUGGUUGGAAAGUUAGGAAAAGAUUCUUUUGGAGAAGAGCACUUGAAAACCAUGACAACUGAGAGGGUAGACACAACUCACAUAACUUUCACAGAUGAAGCAUUGACAGGUGUAGGUCAGCUGACUGUUUUACCCGAUGGAAAAAAUAGAGUGAUCACCGUAAGCGGAGCUAAUGCAUACCUGACCGUCGACGAUAUUAUAUCCGCAAAGACGAUGAUUUCUACUGCCCAAGUGAUGUUGUGUGAAAAUCAAAUUGAAAAGGAGACAGCGCUAGCUGCUCUUCAGAUGGCGAAUGAUUUGGGAGUUCUAACAAUACUGAAUGCUGCACCUGCCUGUUCUGAUUUGGAUGCAAAGUUUUUUAAGCUCAGUGACAUAUUUUGUGUCAAUGAAACUGAGGCUGAAGUAACGAGUGGACUUCCAGUUCGAUCUUUAGACGAAGCUGCUGCUUCAGCAAGGUGUUUGUUGGAGAAAGGUUGUAAGAAUCACGUACUGAUUACACUGGGAGAUCAAGGCGCUGUUUUGCUGUCUAGACAAGAUGCGAAUAAACCUGUUCAUAUAAAGACGCCUAACGUGUCUGCGAUUGACACCACUGGAGCUGGAGACUGUUUUCUAGGAGCAUUGGCGUUUUUCCUUGCAACGCGCCCGGAACUUUCUCUCGUUAAAGCAAUAGAAUAUGCCUGUGUUGUAUCUUCAGUGAGCGUACAACGUAAUGGGACUCAACCUAGCUUCCCCAAAUGGAAUGAAUUGUCUGAAUUAUUUCCUCUUUAAUUAUGGCGGGCAUGGCAUCUUUUUCAAAAAUUAUUUUGUGUUAAUAAAAAUGAAAUAAUUAAUUAAGGAAAACGUUAUUUGUUUUGUAGUUAACCCAGUAAACAAUUAUAUACAUCUAAAAAUGUAACCGUAAAUACAAAAAUAAAAAUAUAAAAAUGUUCCGGUUGCGAUUUAAAUUGUUUAAGUGUAUUUCUUUGCAUGGCUUAAAUUGUACACAUGGUUACCUUUUUUUAUUUUAAGAAGAAUCUUUAAUCUUUUAAUCUCAAUUAUAAUGUUAUUAUAAAUUCUUGUGAAAUGUGUGAAUGAAUGGAAUAAAUGAAUAAAGUUGAA